CCUCCAUCUUCAUCUUCUACCUCUGCACUUCUGCUAAAACCCUCGCCGCGUUAAACCCUAAUUUGUAAUAAACUAAUUCCAUGGCUGCUCUUACGCGUAACAAGAAGAAUAGGACAAAUUCACAGACCCCUCCACUGAAUAAGCGGACCAAGUCGUCUCCAAUGAAGAAGCCGGCGAAAUCUCAGAAGCCUCCGUUGAAGAAGCAGAGGAGAUGUAUCCCGGAGGAGAAGCCUGAAGUUUCUACAGAUGAGGAAGAAGAAGAGGAAAUUGAACAGUCCAAUCAAGGAGAUGAAGGGUCUGAAUCAGGUUCUGACUUUUUCUCAGAUAGUGAUGGUGAAGAAGGAAACGAUGAUGAUGAUGCAGAGCUCUUGGGUGGCGACUUGCUUGAUGGUAGCGAUGACGAGGAGGGAACUUUGGGUUCUGAUUUGGAUUCUGACUCUGAUGAAUCCGAUAUUGAGGUAAAAUCUAGAGCUAUUGAUAAAAAACGUAAAAAGGAGGAAAAAGAUGCAAAAGAUGAAUUCACAAUGAACAUUAAGGAACAGCCUGAUGAGUUUCAGCUACCAACCAAAAAGGAACUUGAAGCAGAGGCACGUGGGCCACCAGAUCUUCCUAGCUUGCAAAUAAGGAUUAGAGAGAUUGUUAGAGUGCUGUCGAAUUUUAAGGAUUUGAGGCCAGAUGGAGCCAAGAGGACAGAUUAUGUUGACCAGCUUAAAGCUGAUCUUUGUUCUUGUUAUGGCUAUAAUGAGUUCCUUAUUGGAACUUUGAUUGAGAUGUUUCCUGUUGUUGAACUCAUGGAACUAAUUGAAGCUUUUGAAAAGAAAAGGCCUACCUCUAUACGUACCAACACUCUUAAGACUCGGAGACGGGAUCUGGCUGAUGUACUUUUGAACAGAGGAGUUAAUCUAGACCCAUUAAGCAAGUGGUCAAAAGUUGGACUUAUCGUUUAUGAUUCACAAGUUCCGAUUGGUGCAACUCCUGAAUAUUUGGCUGGUUUCUAUAUGUUGCAAAGUGCUAGUUCCUUCUUGCCGGUGAUGGCCCUUGCUCCUCAAGAAAAAGAGCGAGUUGUGGACAUGGCUGCGGCACCUGGUGGUAAAACGACUUAUGUUGCUGCACUAAUGAAGAAUACAGGCAUAAUAUAUGCGAACGAGAUGAAAGUACCUAGGCUUAAGUCACUUUGUGCCAAUCUGCAUCGCAUGGGAGUGACAAAUACCAUAGUUUGUAACUAUGACGGAAGAGAGCUAUCCAAGGUUUUAGGUCAGAACUCGGUUGAUAGAGUAUUGCUGGAUGCUCCUUGCAGUGGAACUGGAGUUAUAUCAAAAGAUGAAUCGGUUAAAACUUCCAAAAGUGCUGAUGACAUAAAUAAAUUUGCUCAUUUGCAAAAGCAACUUAUACUGAGUGCGAUUGAUUUGGUAGACGCCAAUUCCAAAACUGGUGGAUAUAUUGUUUAUUCAACAUGCUCCAUUAUGAUUCCCGAGAACGAAGCUGUUAUCGAUUAUGCCCUUAAAAAGAGGGAUGUUAAAGUCGUUCCAUGUGGACUUGAUUUUGGCCAACCAGGAUUUAGCAGUUUUAGAGAACAGCGGUUCCACCCUUCUGUAGAGAAGACUAGACGUUUCUAUCCCCACGUACACAACAUGGACGGAUUCUUUGUUGCAAAGCUGAAGAAGAUGAGCAAUGCAAUGCAGCCUACAGAAACUGAUAAGCCAGUUGAAACAAUGGGGAAAGCUCAGGUGUCGUCUAGCGAUGAUGAUGAAGAGGCUGAGGCCAUUGAGGAGUUGAAGAAACCUUCUGUUGCAAAUGGGCAACCCAAGCGAGAGAGUAACACAAAAGAAUACAAGAACAGACAAAAAUUUCCAAGGUCAAAGGAGACUCACAAAGGCAAAAGGAAUACAAGCAUAAAAAGCGAAAGUGGUUGUGGUACUGUGGAAGAACCAAGGAAGCAAAAGAAGAAGAGAUCACAAGGGAAGAAUGAAAUUGCUCAAGCUAGGGAAGAGAAAAGAAAUGCCAUGAGAGAGAAUGCUAUGGACAGGCCAAAGCACAGAAAAUAAGAUUAGGUUCGGGUUGCAUCUUGGAUAACAACUCAAAGAGGGAGAAUCUUUCGGUGUUAUAGUCACGGUGAAGUACACAAGAAAGGAGAGGCUUCAAUGGCUGAGGGUAAGGUUACCGUUGCAGUAUACAACAAUGGCUUUGUAAUUUUUGACUAGUUACCAAGUAAACACCAAAACAGCUAGAAACUAUGGGAAAGACAGAGUAACACUCACAUGGAUAAGUUUCUUUUGUUGUUGUUUUUUUUUUUCUCCUUGUUUUCAAUGUGGAGUUGUAAAUUAAUUGAAGGGAAAAUGAGGUCUUAAAAUGGCAAAGUGUUUGAAAGGCUA
This is a messenger RNA of Camelina sativa (false flax), 2372 nucleotides long. RefSeq names its product 26S rRNA (cytosine-C(5))-methyltransferase NOP2B. Lineage: Eukaryota; Viridiplantae; Streptophyta; Magnoliopsida; Brassicales; Brassicaceae. The record is from RefSeq and is a predicted model, not a curated record. Gene Ontology annotation, biological process: maturation of LSU-rRNA; rRNA base methylation. Gene Ontology annotation, cellular component: nucleolus. Gene Ontology annotation, molecular function: rRNA (cytosine-C5-)-methyltransferase activity; RNA binding.